CACCACCUACAGUGUUUGAGGAUACAAUUUUCCUCAAAGCGUUAUUAUAUUAUAUUGUAGAUUUAGAGAAAAACUAUAGACAAAGAAAAAUGUUACGAAACCAAAGAUCAUCUUGCAAAUGCCUGUCAAAGUGCUUGAACUAUCAGAAACAGUUUAUUCACCUGCAACAACAUGGACUACAAAAUAAAAACUCUGCCAAUAUAUUUCGGCAAGGCAAAAUUAUGGGCAAAUUAUUUGGUAAUCGUGUGACUGGUAGCAAAAAACGUUGGUUUCCCGUCUCAGACACAUCAGUUAAUGUUAUCUUCAAACAGUCGCCGUUUGGUGCUAAGACACCCACUACUGGCGGUGGCGGAAAAAAUGAUUCACGCCGCAUGACUGUGCUGAAUAAGUUAUUUAUGACCCACAUAACGGAUUUACUAGCCACAGGGGAAAUAUCUGAGAAAGUUCUAGGCAAAGGAUUGCAAGUUUCGCGAGUUAAAAUCUCUCAAGAUUUUGCUUAUGUCAAUGUUUAUUGGCUAACAACCGGUGAUGUGGGCAAUGAUGCAUUGCUAGAGCAGGAACUUCACCGUUGUGCCGGAUUGUUAAGGCAUGAACUAUCACAAUUGGACUUAAUGGGUGUAGUACCUCGCAUAAAGUUUGUAAAAGAUAAAAUGAUGUCGAAUAUUAACCAAGUGGAGGCAUUGCUGAGAAAUAUGGAUUUUGGGCCUGACGAAGAAAAUGCCAAGGAAGUGGAAGAGUAUUUAAAAAAUGCCACAAAUGUUGUCAAAAACGAAUUUUAUGGUAAUAAGCCGGAGACAACAUACAUAGAGACUGUUGCCCAGCUGAAGAGUGUUGAACAAGAAACAAAGAAGGAAAAAUUGGCCUCAAGUAUAAACACUAAAGUGCCAGAAAUGCGCCAUGAUGUCUUAGGUUUGGAUCAUAAGGGCAUAAUGUUAAAAAUAUUGACCAAAAUGCGAAAGUCUAAACAAGCUUGGGAACAACAUGAACAACAAACUAGGAAUAACUCGCAACUCAAUGCAGAACUAGCAACGCCAACAACACCAACUACGUCAACCACAACGGUUGGUGAUUUAAAUAAAAUAAAUAGUAAACUAUUAAAAGCGGCUGAAAAUGCAGAAAAAUUUGAAGCCUUCUUGGCAAAAAGACGAGAGCGUAAAAACACACCCGAACGUAAGAAAUAUCGUGUCUCCGAUCAUGCCAUUGAUGGAGUCAUGGAUGAAUUCAAGGAUGACAACAUAUUGUCUAGCCGGCAGCGCCAGUUAUAUGAAUCGGAGGAUUAUUUAUACGAAGAUGUAGAGGAUAAAAAAUAAAAGUUUGGAACUCUUAUUUCAAUGACUUGCACUGGUUGUUAAUAUUAUAUAAAUCGUUAUAAGUAAUAUUUAAAUAAAGUAUUCGAAAACUGUUGGAAGAGUACAAACUACCAAAAAGUA
Molecule: messenger RNA, 1430 nt
Organism: Stomoxys calcitrans (stable fly)
Lineage: Eukaryota; Metazoa; Arthropoda; Insecta; Diptera; Muscidae
Exons: 1
Coding region: 90-1310 (406 amino acids)
Biological process (GO): rRNA processing
Source: RefSeq, a predicted model, not a curated record